ACAUUAAUGCCACGGGCACUGUCAUUACAGAUCAAAUGGGUCCAUAGACUCAACUGGUCAAUCAAAUUUCCCCCAUAAUUGUAAUAACCAAAACACAUCUUCGAAUCAUUUCCAUUGUAUGCUUUGACAACUGCCACUUUUCUCCCUCUUCUCCAAUCAGAGAAAAAAAUCCUCCAAAAACCCAGAAAAAAAAAAUGGUGGCCGUGUUCUACAAAGACAUGUUGAGCUGGUACUUGAUCACCAUCAAGCUCAGGGAAAAGCUCGAAGCCCAGAAACAGCAAUCCGAAACCGAUCAGAAUCUGCCCGAUGGAACCGAACCAGAUCAAGAUCAUGUCCUGCAGAAGCAUCGACAGGUUCAGACAGAGCCCAUAACGAUCGAAAUCAAAGAGAGCCCGAGAGAGCCCAGAGACGAAUGGGUCAUCUCCAUCAGAGACAAACUCGAUCAAGCUCAUAGAGACGACGACACUUCCAUCUGGGCGAAGCUCUGCAUCUACAGAGUCCCUUAUUACCUGCAAGAAAACGACAACAAGUCCUACUUCCCUCAGAUCGUGUCUUUGGGUCCUUACCACCAUGGCAAGAAGCGUCUCCGUUCAAUGGACCGCCAUAAAUGGAGGGCUGUUCAGAGGAUUCUGAAACGCACGAACCAAGAUAUCAAAAUGUAUAUUGACGCCAUGAAAGAGCUCGAGGAGAGGGCGCGUGCUUGCUAUGAAGGAUCCAUCGGUAUGAGCAGUAAUGAGUUCGUGGAAAUGCUCCUUCUUGAUGGCUGUUUUGUUCUUGAGCUCUUCAGAGGCGCUGUUGAAGGGUUCAAGGAACUCGGAUACGCACGUAACGAUCCGAUAUUCGCGAUGAGAGGAUCGAUGCAUUCGAUCCAAAGAGACAUGAUAAUGCUGGAAAACCAACUCCCCUUGUUCGUGCUUGACAAAUUACUCGAACUCCAGCUCGGUAUACCGAACCAAACCGGGUUAGUUGCACAAUUAGCGAUUCGGUUCUUCGACCCGUUGAUGCCAACGGACGAGCCGUUGACCAAAACCGACCGGUCAAAGCUCGAGAGCUCUCUGAAAACAGACAAAACCUUUGACCCAUUCUCCGACAUGGGAGGGUUGCACUGCCUCGAUGUUUUCCGGCGAAGCCUUCUCCGGUCUGGUCCUAAACCGGAGCCGAGGUUAUCUCGGAGGAGAUGGUCCCACAACCGGCGCGUGGCUGACAAACGCCGGCAACAGCUGGUACAUUGCGUGACGGAACUCAAGGAAUCAGGGAUCAGAUUCCGGAAGCGGAAAACCGACCGGUUUUGGGACAUCAGAUUCAAGAACGGUUAUCUCGAGAUUCCCAGACUACUAAUCCAUGACGGUACAAAAUCUUUGUUCCUGAAUCUCAUAGCCUUGGAACAAUGCCACAUCGACUCGAGCAACGACAUAACAUCAUACAUAAUAUUUAUGGACAACCUUAUAAACUCUCCACAAGAUGUAGGCCUCUUGCACUACUAUGGAAUCAUUGAACAUUGGUUAGGGAGUGAUUCGGAAGUGGCAGAUUUAUUCAACAGAUUGUGUCAAGAGGUCGUUUUCGACAUAGACGACAGUUAUUUGUCUCGUUUGUCCGAAGAGGUUAACCGUUAUUACAACAAGAAGUGGAACGCUUGGAGGGCUACCUUGAAACACAAGUACUUCAACAAUCCUUGGGCUAUUGUCUCUCUGUUUGCUGCUACUAUCUUGCUCACUCUUACCUUCUCUCAGAGUUUUUAUGCUGUGUAUGCUUAUUACAAGCCGCCAUCUUGAAUUUUUUUUUUUAAUUUCGUUUGGUUA
Molecule: messenger RNA, 1799 nt
Organism: Tarenaya hassleriana
Lineage: Eukaryota; Viridiplantae; Streptophyta; Magnoliopsida; Brassicales; Cleomaceae
Product: UPF0481 protein At3g47200
Exons: 3
Coding region: 195-1772 (525 amino acids)
Source: RefSeq, a predicted model, not a curated record